Molecule: messenger RNA, 1159 nt
Organism: Gracilinanus agilis (Agile Gracile Mouse Opossum)
Lineage: Eukaryota; Metazoa; Chordata; Mammalia; Didelphimorphia; Didelphidae
Gene: AKR1A1
Product: aldo-keto reductase family 1 member A1
Exons: 9
Coding region: 112-1086 (324 amino acids)
Biological process (GO): aldehyde catabolic process
Cellular component (GO): cytosol
Molecular function (GO): aldose reductase (NADPH) activity
Source: RefSeq, a predicted model, not a curated record
CCUCCUCGGAGUAGGCCUGAUCUCUGCUGCAGGUGGAGAGCCCAGUGCUGGAGGCGAAGGCCUGGACACAGCAGGAGCCUAUCAGAAGCCUGGUUUCUGGCUGAGGUCACAAUGGCGGGAUUCUGUGUCCUCCACACUGGACAGAAGAUGCCUCUUCUGGGGCUCGGGACCUGGAAGAGUGAGCCUGGGCAGGUAAAAGCGGCUAUCAAGCACGCCCUGACCGUUGGCUACCGCCACAUCGACUGUGCCGCCAUCUAUGGAAAUGAGGUGGAGAUUGGCGAGGCCUUAAAGGAGAACAUCGGGCCGGGCAAGGCUGUUUCCCGGGAUGAAGUGUUCGUGACGUCCAAGCUGUGGAACACCAAGCACCGGCCCGAGGACGUGGAGCCGGCCCUCAGGAAGACCCUGGCUGACCUCCAGCUCCAGUAUCUGGACCUCUACCUGAUGCACUGGCCCUACGGUUUUGAGCAGGGAGACAACCCCUUCCCCAAGAACGCAGAUGGCACCAUGCGCUACGACAGCGUCCACUACAGGGACACCUGGAAGGCCAUGGAGGCCCUGGUGUCCAAGGGGCUGGUGCGGGCCAUCGGGCUGUCCAACUUCAACAGCCUUCAGAUCAACGACAUCAUCAGCAUCGCGAAGGUGCGGCCCGCCGUGCUCCAGGUGGAGUGCCACCCUUACCUGGCCCAGAACGAGCUCAUCGCCCACUGCCGGGAGCGGGGGCUGGAGGUGACGGCCUAUAGCCCGCUGGGCUCCUCGGACCGAGCCUGGCGAGACCCGGCUGAGCCCGUCCUGCUGGAGGACCCCGUCGUCCUCGAGCUGGCCAAGAAGCACGGGAAGUCCCCGGCUCAGAUCCUGCUCAGGUGGCAGGUCCAGCGGAAGGUGAUCUGCAUUCCCAAGAGUGCCAAUCCUUCCCGCAUCCUCGAGAACAUCCAGGUGUUCGACUUUACCCUGACCCCGGAGGAGAUGAAGCAGCUGGGGGCGCUGAACAAAAAUUGGCGGUACAUCGUGCCCAUGAUCACGGUGAAUGAGAAGCGGGUCCCGAGGGAUGCAGGACAUCCUCUGUACCCCUUCAACGAGCCCUUUUAAGCCCUGGCCUUCAUCGGAUUUCGUCCAGCCCAGGCAGGAACCCGUAUCAAUAUACACCUGGUGGCCUCCCUGA